AUGUCACAGACGGCGUGGACCGUGAGGCAAGAACGACGCGUGCUUCAAGUUCGCAAAAAGAGAACCCCUCCAAGAUCCCAGAAACGAAUCCUGCCUUCAACUCCCCUUCCGGAGAAUGAUGCCAAACACAAGGGUAUUUCGUCUGCGUACGUUGAGAAGCUCGAAGAGCACGCCAAUGAUCUGUCCACCGAAGCGCACAGAACAGCAGUAGCAAGGCGUGAUGGGCGCCAGAUAGAGCGCCGCUCCCAUCCUGAAUUACGUCUCCUCACAGGCAGUCCCAUCUUGACGCAACGACACCUCUCCUUGAUACAGAAUUGGCUCACAAACGUCGUGCCUAGGACUUGGGGCUCGAGCGGUACCAAGUUUUUCGGAGCCACUUUCAUACUACGGCAGUGCCUGCAGCACUCUGAUGUCGCUGCGUUAUGGCUGGCGAUCAUGAGUGAAGAGUCAAUUUUCAGUUUAAGUGGCCAGCCGAGGACGAAGGAAAUGAUGCUUCAGAAGGCGGCAGGUCGUCGUGCCCUCAUGUCCACACUCCAAGAAGCACGUUCCAACUUCGGAGGUGCCGUGCUCGCGCUUACGAAAGCAGCGCAAGUGGCGCUAUGGUAUGGUGAUCAGCAAGCUCAUGCUGUGUACAGUGCCGCCGCGGAUCUACUCUUCAGCAGUGUUGGAGGGCUUUCUCAUGCUUGUGCACUGGCACCCGACAUCGAACCGCAUUAUCUAGUUGCACUGUUUCACUGGACAGCACCCAGAAUUGCCAAUGCUGGCAUACUCGAGCAUACCACACGGCGCCUUCUAGUCUCAAUACAAACCUUCCUCCAGCUGCCUCAGCCCGAGCAUCUCCAUAUGCUUCGCGAUGACGGAGAAAGCAGCAGCUCAAACAUCCACCAUCAUCACACCUUACACAUCGAGACUAUAGGUCUCUUCGCACAAAUCACAGCUCCAACAGCCAACUCCACGACGGCCUCGCGUAUCUUGCAGGUCGUGCUUCUGACACACCUGUGCGGUAUACAUGAAGACUUCCAAGACAACUAUCAUGCCCAAUUGGAAGCAUUUCAGGCGAUUCGAUACCACUUUUUCAGCAGCUUCAAGGCUCAGUCAACUUUGGAACAGAGUCAUUCUGUCCAGUCAAUGUCCGGGCUGGCAUGCUAUGUGCGAAGACAACUGUUGACGAAAUAUAUCCCUGAGCAGCGCUUUGCGUGCGAAGUACGAUAUGCGCAAACGUUACUCGACAUAGCAAAGGUGUUUCCGUACAUGAGUCCGGGCAGUCAGGUCCUGAUUCUGGGCAGGCUGCAUGCUUCGUUCUCCGGCGAACGCGCUGGUUCGAUGAUCUUGAGCAAUAGUGAGAUCGAUGGAAUUGUGACAGAUGCUGUUCAGAAUUGGACUGCUCAACAGAGACAACACGGCGCAACUGGUGCAAUGCCAAUGCGAACUUGA
Molecule: messenger RNA, 1434 nt
Organism: Fonsecaea multimorphosa CBS 102226
Lineage: Eukaryota; Fungi; Ascomycota; Eurotiomycetes; Chaetothyriales; Herpotrichiellaceae
Exons: 3
Coding region: 1-1434 (477 amino acids)
Source: RefSeq, a predicted model, not a curated record